ACAGCGCAACCUGCAGGCAGGAAGUCUUCCUGAUAACUGCUGAUGUGAACGCACGAGCUGCCAUCAUUGGACAGCAGAGCGCCGAACCCGGUAGAUAGAAAUACUUCUUUUUUUAUAUUUAUUGUCCCUUGCUUUAAACAAAGCAUGGCUCUUUUGGAAGUGAGUGGAUCUUCAUCUUUUUCCGGUUUUGGCUCCCAGUUCAGCUCAAAUCGGACGCUCUUUAUUGAUCGCCCCAAUCACUACAGCUUUGGGACAAAAUCUCAGGAAUUUGCUGUACCAGUUGGAGUUGAUCCAUCAGCUUUUCUGAAAUCAUGCAGUUGUGAUGGUGGGAUCUCUAUAGACUUAAACCAUGGCACUACGACACUGGCUUUUAAGUUCCGCCAUGGCGUUAUCGUAGCCGUCGACUCCAGGGCCUCAGCUGGACGCUAUAUUGAUUCAAAGGAGGCAAAUAAGGUAAUCGAGAUCAACCCUUACCUGCUGGGCACCAUGUCUGGUAGUGCAGCAGACUGCCAGUACUGGGAGAGACUUCUGGCUAAGGAGUGCAGGCUUUACCAGCUCCGUAACCAGCAGAGGAUCUCGGUGUCUGCAGCUUCCAAGCUGCUGUCCAACAUGAUGCUUGGAUAUAGAGGCAUGGGCCUGUCCAUGGGUAGCAUGAUCAUUGGCUGGGACAAGAAGGGCCCUGGUCUGUAUUAUGUAGAUAACAAUGGAACUCGUCUCUCAGGCCAAAUGUUUUCCACGGGCUGUGGAAACAGCUAUGCAUAUGGAGUGAUAGACAGUGGGUACCGUGAGGAUAUGACCGUGGAAGAGGCGUGCGAGCUUGGCCGUCGUGGCAUUGCUCACGCCACACACAGGGAUGCCUACUCUGGUGGAGUCGUAAACCUCUAUCACAUGCAGAAGGACGGUUGGGUUAAGGUGUGCAAGGAGGAUGUAUCCGAGUUAAUCCAUAAGUACAGGAAAGGAAUGUUCUGAACCCACAAGAGCUUUGAUACUAAGUCACACACUAGUAGCACUGUGUCUGCAGUAAUUCAUUCAUAAAAUAAAGAUGGCUUUCAAAACAAA
Silurus meridionalis is the source of this 1059-nucleotide messenger RNA. It is a transcript of the gene psmb8a, whose product is annotated as proteasome 20S subunit beta 8A. Gene Ontology annotation, molecular function: threonine-type endopeptidase activity. Bases 145 to 969 code for a protein of 274 amino acids. NCBI's taxonomy places the organism in Eukaryota, Metazoa, Chordata, Actinopteri, Siluriformes, Siluridae. Gene Ontology annotation, cellular component: proteasome core complex. The transcript has 7 exons. The record is from RefSeq and is a predicted model, not a curated record.